AUGCACCUGCCCUGCCUCCCGCUGUCGCUCACGGCGCCCUCCUCCGCAACAGAUAAUAAUGUCGCCACCACGGCACCCAUCCCAGACGCAGAAGAGGACGGAGUAUGGGAAGAUGAGGACGACGACGACGACGACGACGACGACGACGACACGGCCUACAACGCCGAUCCACUCGUCACCGACUCGGACCUAAGCGACGAUGCAGACCAAGACGCAAACGACGCCGACGACGCCAGCCAGCAGCGCGCCGCCUACCGCGACGCCGUGCGCCAGUACAGAUCCAGCCGCAGAGCCCUACUCCUCUCGGGUCUCUCGUCCUAUGCCUCGUCGCCCUCGCCAGAACACCUCCGUCGCUCGGCACCCCAGCCCGCGCUUUCACCCCCUCGUUCUGAUCCUCACUCUCAUCCUCACCGCCCCAACCAUUCCGCAUCGCCUACGCCCCAGCCCGACUCCGUGGCACCAUCUCCCUCGUCCUCGUUCCUCGAAGACCGCUACGGCGACAGCGACCGGUACCUCUCGGCCUCGAAUGCAGAGUCGAUCGACGCCGCAGACCCGCCGGGCAGGGCCCACGACGCCGUGUACCGCGACGACCACGAUGAUCACGCCGCCGUCGCAUCUGCCACCGCGUCCUCAGGGUCGCCCUCGUCGAUUGUCGCAUCCCGCCGCGGUGACCUGUCGCCGUCGCCCCGGUCGCCGCACACUGACGUGGAUCCGCAUCGGGGGCCGCCCUCGUCCUCAUCUUGGGACCAGAGAGAGGCCUAUGCCUCGGAGCACUCGACGCCCACCCUCGACGAGGCCAGAUCCUCGACGCCGGAUAGCACCACGUUCCACGAGGCCGAGGCCGAGGCCGAGGCCGGGGUCGAUGCAGGCAGUCCCCUGCUCUCCCCCCGCUCAAACGCCCAAGCUGCCCUGUCGCCCGCCACUGAAAAACGCGGCAUCGGUGCCGGUGCCGGUGCUGUCGCCACGUUGGCGACGUCGAACGACGAAGACGACCGACCCCAUCACGAAUCGAGCGGCGACGGCGUGUCCCACAAAACAAGCCGGGGCACACUGUCCCACCCAGCGCAGUCGCAGCCGCAGCCGCAACCGCAGCCAAAGCGCCGCGAAAGCACCAGCGGCAUCCAGGCGCUCGGCAGGAGGAGCUCCGGCGUUGACGUAGCCGCCACCGCAGCAGCUGCCAGUGGCACCGGCUCAAGCGAGCAAAGCGUCACCGCGUCCGGCGCCGCCGCCGCCGCCGCUGCACCGGGUCAGCUGCAGCGUCCCGAAGAACCUUCGACAUCGGCAUCCUCGCCUGCGAUCACCGCCGCGGCCGAUGCUGCUGCUGCCGCCGCCGCCGCGCCUUUCAGCCUGUGGGACUACCUCCAAGAAGAGAUCCUCGCCACCGACUUUGACAGCACCCAGGAGAUGAAGUGGGAGAGGGUGACCAACUUUAUCGCCAUCCCCUUUUGGAUGGAAAAGAUCAUCAUGUUUGGCUUUGUCGUCUGCCUGGACUCGUUCCUGUACACGUUUACCAUCCUGCCGCUGCGGUUCGCCGUGGCGGCGUACAAGUGGGCGGCCAACACGGCGGGCUGGGCGGUGCUCGGGCGCGAGAAGCGGUACCUGCACUCGUCGCACAAGUGCGACCUGCUCAAGGCGCUGCUGCUGGUGCUCAGCUGCGUCAUCCUCUCGCGGCUGACGGACGCGAGCAAGAUGUACCACAGCGUGCGCGGCCAGGACGUCGUCAAGCUCUCGGUCAUCUUCAACGUGCUCGAGAUCGCCGACCGGCUGUGCUGCAGCUUCGGCCAGGACCUGCUCGACUCGCUCUUUUCGCGCAUCACGCUGGCGCGCCGCAAGAACGGGCGGCAGCCCUACCUGCGGCCGCUGGGCUUCUUCGUGCUGAGCCUCGGCUACGUCCUCGCCCACACCCUCGUCCUCUUCUACCAGCUCGUCACGCUCAACGUCGCCAUCAACAGCUACGACAACGCGCUCCUCACGCUCCUCCUCUCGAACCAGUUUGUCGAGAUCAAGGGCAGCGUCUUUAAAAAGUUUGAAAAGGAGAACAUCUUCCAGAUGACGUGCGCCGACAUUGUCGAGCGCUUCCAGCUCACCCUGAUGCUCACCGCCAUCGGGCUGCGCAACCUCAUCGAGCUCUCGGGCGGCGGCGGCGGCGGCGGCGAGGGCGGCGUGGCGGCCGCCAGUCCGCUGCCCGCCAGCUUCACCGUCUUCCCCAGCCUGAGCCUGCUCGAGACGGUGCUGACGCCGCUGUGCAUCGUGCUGGCGAGCGAGUGCGCCGUCGACUGGCUCAAGCACGCCUUCAUCACCAAGUUCAACCACAUCCGGCCCGCCGUCUACGGGCGCUUCGUCGACGUCCUCUGCCGCGACCUCGUCGUGGGCGGACCCAACCAGCGCAACCGCAAGCACACGUUUGUCGACCAGAGCCCCAUUGUGCUCGACAUGGUCGGCGACACGAGCCACAUUGACGAGUGCGCCCUCCCGCCCGCCGCCGGCGCUGCGGCGCGCAACCUCAGCCUGGUCGGGUCGGCAGCCAGCCGCUUCAUGUCGGUCGACGUCGACAGCACGACGGUGCGCUGGCUCGACAUGGUCGUCCGCGCCUCGACCUGGACCUUGAUCCUGGUCAUCGCCUGGACCUUCCUCGUGGCCGUCAAGCUGCUCCUCGGCGCCUACCUGGUCAGCUACGCCUCGCACCGGUACGCAACGAUGCACCAGCGCGAGAUUGAGGAAAACCUCAACAGCAAGGACCGCGCACCGAUCGGCGUCGACAAGGACGAACUGUCGUACGACAAGAAGCUGGUCCAGCUCGUCGACCGAUCCGACGACAACGCCAUCCAGAUCAUGCUGGAUGGCAGACACGUCUCACCCUCGCCCUCCUCGGCCGCUGCGGGUGGAAAGGACAAAAAGACGGGCUCGCUGAUGGACGUCAGUCGAUACACCAUGGUCCGGUCCCGGAUCUGGUAG
Pseudozyma flocculosa PF-1 is the source of this 2955-nucleotide messenger RNA. RefSeq lists its product as uncharacterized. Lineage: Eukaryota; Fungi; Basidiomycota; Ustilaginomycetes; Ustilaginales; Ustilaginaceae. Gene Ontology annotation, biological process: maintenance of protein localization in endoplasmic reticulum. The coding region runs from base 1 to 2955 and encodes 984 amino acids. The record is from RefSeq and is a predicted model, not a curated record. The transcript is spliced from 6 exons. Gene Ontology annotation, cellular component: endoplasmic reticulum membrane.